AUGUGGAUUGUAAACUGGUUUUGGGAUGUUCUCGCAUCUUUUGGGCUCACGAACAAGCAUGCAAAGCUUCUUUUCCUCGGGUUGGACAAUGCCGGAAAGACGACCCUGCUCCACAUGUUGAAGAACGAUCGUGUAGCUAUCAUGCAACCGACCUUACAUCCUACCUCGGAGGAGUUGGCCAUCGGUAACGUUAAGUUCACAACAUUUGAUUUGGGUGGACAUCAACAAGCCCGACGUCUCUGGAAAGACUAUUUCCCAGAAGUGUCUGGGAUUGUAUUUCUCGUUGAUGCCAAAGACCAUGAGCGACUUGCAGAAUCUAAGGCCGAGCUUGACGCUCUUCUUUCCAUGGAGGACCUGUCUAAGGUUCCAUUCUUGAUCCUUGGUAAUAAGAUCGAUCAUCCAGAGGCCAUCUCCGAGGAUGAUUUGAGACACCAGUUAGGACUGUAUCAGACCACUGGCAAGGGCAAGAUCCCAUUGGAGGGAAUAAGACCUAUUGAAGUCUUCAUGUGCUCAGUUGUUAUGAGGCAAGGGUAUGGAGAGGGAUUUAGAUGGAUGUCCCAAUACGUUUAA
Molecule: messenger RNA, 570 nt
Organism: Morchella importuna
Lineage: Eukaryota; Fungi; Ascomycota; Pezizomycetes; Pezizales; Morchellaceae
Exons: 6
Coding region: 1-570 (189 amino acids)
Biological process (GO): membrane organization; endoplasmic reticulum to Golgi vesicle-mediated transport; intracellular protein transport
Cellular component (GO): endoplasmic reticulum exit site; COPII vesicle coat
Molecular function (GO): GTPase activity; GTP binding
Source: RefSeq, a predicted model, not a curated record